Ornithorhynchus anatinus (platypus) is the source of this 7714-nucleotide messenger RNA. RefSeq names its product regulating synaptic membrane exocytosis 1 (gene RIMS1). The record is from RefSeq and is a predicted model, not a curated record. Gene Ontology annotation, biological process: regulation of synaptic plasticity; calcium ion-regulated exocytosis of neurotransmitter; intracellular protein transport. Gene Ontology annotation, molecular function: small GTPase binding; transmembrane transporter binding. NCBI's taxonomy places the organism in Eukaryota, Metazoa, Chordata, Mammalia, Monotremata, Ornithorhynchidae. Bases 503 to 5347 code for a protein of 1614 amino acids. The transcript is spliced from 32 exons. Gene Ontology annotation, cellular component: presynaptic membrane; cytoskeleton of presynaptic active zone.
CCACAGGCUCGCCCUCCCUUCCUCCCUCCCUUUCUGUCUCUCUCCCAGUCCAAAGCCAGAGGCAGCUGAGCCUUCCCAGCGAGGCGGAGGCUGGAGGAGGAGCAGCUGCAAGAGCAGGAGCAGCAGCAAAGAGCAGCAGCAGCAGCAGCAGCCCCCGCCCUCUUCGUCCUGCCUGAUGCCCAGCGAUCUCGGAUAAAGCCCGCUAGCUUGGCUGGGUGUACGUCUCCCCCCGGCCCUCCCCUCAGAGGAUGGGUUGCGAGAAGCGGCUGAGCUGCCCCCAAUCCUCCUGAAGCUGCAAAGAAAAAAAAACCCCACCAAGAUCCAGGGGAGCAUCCAGGGCUGGGGUGGAUGCAAAGAGCCAUGAACCAGUGGAUCUCCUCUGGCUGCAGCUGAGCGAGCUGCCCCGUGCAGGGGGUGGGAGAGGGAGUGAGGGACCGAGGGGUGGGAGGAAAGGUGAGCGGGGGAAAGGAAGAGGGAGGGCAGGAAAACACCCAGUCGAAAGAUGUCUUCGUCUUCGGCCGUGGGGCCCCGAGGCCCUCGCCCGCCCACGGGGCCUCCCCCGAUGCAAGAGCUUCCCGACCUGAGCCACCUGACCGAAGAGGAGCGGAACAUUAUCAUGGCAGUGAUGGACCGGCAGAAGGAGGAGGAGGAGAAAGAAGAGGCCAUGCUCAAGAGAUUGCAUCAACAGUUUGAAAGCUACAAAGAACAAGUGAGAAAAAUUGGAGAAGAAGCCCGGCGCUACCAAGGAGAGCAUAAAGAUGAUGCCCCCACAUGUGGAAUCUGUCUGAAAACAAAGUUUGCCGAUGGAUGUGGCCACUUAUGCUCUUAUUGCCGGACCAAGUUCUGUGCACGUUGUGGAGGUCGCGUUUCUCUACGGUCAAACAAUGAGGACAAAGUGGUUAUGUGGGUUUGCAAUUUGUGUCGGAAGCAACAGGAAAUUUUAACCAAAUCUGGAGCCUGGUUUUUCGGUAGUGGGCCUCAACAGCCACCUAGCCAGGAUGGAACAUUGAGUGAUACAACUACUGGUGUGGAUGCACCUCGAGAAAAGAAAGCAAGACUUCAAGAGCGAUCAAGAUCCCAAACUCCUUUAAGCACAGCAGCUGUCUCAGCACAGGAAAAAAUUCCAUCUGGAGCACAACCUGACAGAAGCAAAAGAGCAGAACCAUCCCAGCAAAUUAUGGGUCCUGAGCAGAAACAGGCCUCUUCGAGGUCUCGAAGUGAACCCCCACGAGAGAGUAGGAAGAAGACUGCAGUGGGUUCUGAGCAGAAUGGCAAAGGAGCCCUGAAAAGUGAGCGGAAGCGGGUGCCAAAAUCCUCUCUUCAGCAAGGGGAGGCACCAUUGGAUGAGAGGGAACGUAAAGAAAGGCGGGAAACGAGAAGACUAGAAAAAGGGAGAUCCCAAGACGUGCCAGAAAAACGCGAUAAAGGCAAGGGUGGAGAUGAUGAGAAACAAAGAAAAGAAGAGGAAUACCAAACGAGGUACCGCAGUGACCCCAAUUUAGCGAGAUAUCCUGUCAAACCGCAUCCCGAGGAACAACAGAUGCGCAUGCAUGCCACGGUUUCCAAAGCAAGGCACGAAAGGAGGCACAGUGAUGUCUCCCUACCACACACGGAGAUGGAAGCAGCAGAAGCCCCGGAGAAUAAAUUAGGGAAACAUUCCCAGGUACCAGGACCUCAGGAUCGAAAGUCUCUGGAAACACAGAGGUCAUAUUCCACUGAAAGAACUGGGGAUGUUAGAAUUUCUGUUUCCAAACAAUUAACUAAUCAUAGCCCACCAGCUCCUAGGCACGGUCCCGCUCCUUCAGAACACCUAGAGUCUAAGAGUCAGGAGUCUUUGAAAAAACAGAGUCGCCUAGAUCCUAGCUCUGCUAUUCUUGUCAGGAAAGCAAAACGGGAGAAAAUGGAAACAAUGCUGAGGAAUGACUCCCUUAGUUCUGACCAGUCUGAAUCAGUUCGGCCAUCUCCACCCAAGCCCCAUAGAUCUAAGAGAGGUGGUAAAAAAAGGCAGAUGUCAGUUAGCAGCUCAGAGGAAGAAGGAGCAUCAACACCUGAGUACACUAGCUGUGAAGAUGUGGAAAUAGAAAGCGAAAGUGUCAGUGAAAAAGGUGACUUGGAUUAUUACUGGCUGGAUCCUGCAACGUGGCACAGUCGAGAGACAUCCCCAAUUAGUUCGCAUCCUGUAACGUGGCAACCAUCCAAAGAGGGAGAUCGCUUAAUAGGGCGUGUCAUUCUUAACAAGAGAACAACUAUGCCUAAAGAAGCAGGCGCAUUACUGGGACUUAAAGUCGUUGGGGGAAAAAUGACAGAUUUAGGACGUCUCGGUGCCUUCAUCACCAAAGUGAAGAAGGGUAGCUUAGCUGAUGUAGUGGGACAUUUACGAGCAGGAGAUGAAGUACUAGAGUGGAAUGGAAAACCCUUACCUGGAGCUACAAAUGAAGAAGUUUACAACAUUAUUUUAGAAUCAAAAUCAGAACCUCAAGUUGAAAUUAUUGUUUCAAGGCCUAUUGGUGACAUUCCAAGGAUUCCUGAGAGUUCCCAUCCUCCACUAGAAUCUAGCUCAAGUUCUUUUGAAUCUCAAAAGAUGGAAAGGCCAUCCAUUUCCGUCAUUUCCCCAACUAGUCCCGGAGCACUGAAAGACGCCCCUCAGGUCCUGCCAGGGCAGCUCUCUGUGAAGCUAUGGUAUGACAAAGUGGGGCAUCAGCUUAUAGUAAAUGUUCUGCAGGCAACAGAUCUGCCCCCUCGAGUAGAUGGGCGUCAUAGGAAUCCUUAUGUGAAGAUGUACUUUCUUCCAGAUAGAAGUGAUAAAAGUAAAAGGAGGACUAAAACGGUAAAGAAGAUCUUAGAACCAAAAUGGAACCAAACUUUCCUCUACUCACAUGUACAUCGUAGAGAUUUUAGAGAACGGAUGUUAGAAAUAACUGUGUGGGAUCAACCAAGAGUACAAGAAGAAGAAAGUGAAUUUCUAGGAGAGAUCCUCAUAGAGUUGGAGACAGCACUAUUAGAUGAUGAGCCACACUGGUAUAAACUGCAGACGCAUGAUGAAUCCUCACUACCUCUGCCUCAGCCAUCACCCUUCAUGCCAAGGAGACAUGUUCACCCAGAGAGCUCUAGCAAAAAACUUCAACGAUCUCAGCGAAUCAGUGAUAGUGACAUCUCAGAUUAUGAGAUUGAUGAUGGUAUUGGAGUAGUUCCUCCAGUCGGUUUUAGGUCUAAUACUAGAGAAAGCAAAUCCGCAACAUUAACUGUGCCAGAACAGCAAAGAGCCACUCAUCACCGCUCACGAUCUGUAUCUCCUCACCGUGGUGACGAUCAGGGCAGGCCCCGUUCCCGUUUACCAAAUGUGCCAUUACAGAGGAGUUUAGAUGAAAUUCAUCAAAUGAGAAGAUCACGUUCUCCAACAAGACACCAUGAUGCCUCUCGAAGUCCAGUAGACGACAGGUCCAGAGACAUGGAUGAUCAGUAUUUGUCAGAACAAGAAAGUGAGCUUCUUAUGCUGCCCAGAGCAAAACGAGGACGAAGUGCAGAGUGCCUACAUACCACCAGUGAACUGCAGCCCUCCCUUGACAGGGCUAGGAGUGCUAGUACCAACUGCUUGAGACCAGAUACUAGUUUGCAUUCACCAGAACGAGAAAGGGGUACAUGGUCCCCCUCCCUAGAUAGGAGACGACCUACUAGUCCCAGGAUUCAAAUCCAGCAUGCGUCUCCGGAGGAUGACAGGCAGUCCCGAAAAUCAGAAAGAUCUAGCAACCAAAAACAGACUAGGAAAGGCACUGCUUCUGAUACAGAAAGGGUUCUCCCACCAUGUGUUUCUAGAAGGGGACACCCAGCCCCAAGAACAACUGAUCAGCCACUCAUUAGGGGAAAACAUCACACUCGCUCAAGGUCUAGUGAGCAUUCUAGUGUCAGACCAUUAUGCUCUAUGCAUCAUCUUGUUCCCGGAGGGUCGGCGCCACCUUCUCCACUUCUGACAAGGAUACACCAACAGGGAAGUCAAGGGCAGUCCCCCCCUGCAGACACUUCCUUCAGCAACCGGAGGGGAAGACAACUUCCACAGCUUCCAGUGAGAAGUGGCAGUUUAGAACAAGAACGAGAGAAUUGUAGCUCUUCCUCAAAAGCAAGCUUAGUAGUGGAGGAGCGAACGAGACAGAUGAAAAUGAAAGUACACCGAUAUAAGCAGACAACAGGGUCUGGUUCUAGCCAAGAACUUGAUCGAGAGCAAUAUUCUAAGUAUAACCUACAUAAAGAGCAGUACAGAAGCUGUGAUAACGUCUCUGCCAAAUCAUCAGAUAGUGAUGUCAGCGAUGUGUCCGCCAUUUCACGCACCAGCAGUGCCUCCCGCCUCAGCAGCACAAGCUUUAUGUCAGAGCAAUCUGAGCGUCCCAGGGGCAGAGUCAGUUCAUUUACUCCAAAAAUGCAAGGCAGACGAAUGGGGACUUCAGGAAGAACAAUCACAAAGAGCACAAGUGUGAGUGGAGAGAUGUAUAAAUUGGAGCAUAAUGAUGGCAGUCAGUCAGACACUGCUGUUGGUACUGUUGGAACAGGCGGAAAGAAAAGAAGAUCUAGUCUCAGUGCCAAAGUAGUUGCCAUUGUGUCCCGAAGGAGCAGAAGCACAUCACAACUCAGUCAAACAGAAUCUGGCCACAAGAAAUUGAAAAGUACCAUACAAAGAAGCACAGAAACAGGAAUGGCAGCAGAAAUGAGGAGUCGGAUGGUACGGCAGCCAAGUCGAGAGUCCACUGAUGGCAGCAUAAACAGUUACAGCUCUGAGGGAAAUUUAAUAUUUCCUGGGGUUCGGUUGGGAGCUGACAGCCAAUUCAGUGACUUCCUCGAUGGACUUGGACCAGCCCAGCUUGUAGGCCGACAAACACUAGCCACCCCGGCUAUGGGUGAUAUUCAGAUUGGAAUGGAGGACAAGAAAGGCCAGUUAGAAGUGGAAGUCAUCAGGGCACGGAGCCUCACACAAAAACCUGGCUCCAAAUCUACCCCUGCCCCAUAUGUCAAAGUGUAUCUCCUGGAAAACGGAGCCUGCAUCGCCAAGAAGAAGACUAGGAUUGCAAGAAAAACCCUUGAUCCUCUGUAUCAACAGUCGCUGGUUUUUGAUGAAAGUCCACAGGGUAAAGUUCUUCAGGUGAUAGUCUGGGGGGACUACGGAAGAAUGGAUCACAAAUGCUUCAUGGGUGUGGCCCAGAUCCUUUUGGAGGAACUCGAUCUGUCCAGUAUGGUAAUAGGCUGGUACAAAUUAUUUCCACCCUCGUCAUUGGUGGAUCCCACCCUGACUCCCUUGACUCGCAGGGCUUCCCAAUCAUCUCUGGAAAGUUCAACUGGGCCUCCUUGCAUUAGAUCAUAGUGAACUUGUAGCCGAUCCUUUGUCUAACUAAAAUGUUACCACCCAGGAUAACAAAUCUGAACCAGAUAUUCACAUGAUCAAAAACAUUGUUGGAGACAGACAAUCACUUCUGUUUUGCCUGUAGUAGUUAUCCAAAAGUAUGUCUGAAUGUUUGUUGAAACCAGGCUCCGAAUGACAGAACAAGGCAGUCAAUCCACUCACAGUCAGCGUCAAUAUGCUAGUGAGAGUCGCUCUGCUCCUAAUAGCCAAAAGAGGGAACUUUUGAAUUAGCAAAUAGAACAAAUGAACCAACUGGAAGCUCUCACUCUGUUCAAAUUAUUGUUUUUCCCACCUCCUUAAACAGACCACAAGCAGUGUUAUCUCCCCAGUAUUUGAGCAGUUUUUUUUUUCUGUACCUGCUAUUUCCACUAAUUUAUUGCGGUGUAAUUCUACCAGUUUUGUAAGAUCUUGCAAUGCUAGCAGAGACCCUUCCUUUCUUUUUCUAAAACUACAGUAUAAAAAAAGGGCUGAAGUACACCUCUGCAAGCAUUCUUUAAAAUGUGCAUCAGCCAGUCAAUUUAUGCCCAUGAGAUUUCCCAGUUUCACAGUUCAGGUUCUCCAAAGUCUUAUUCAACUGUUAUGUGAAAAUCCAGAACAAAUCAUCAAGAACGUUUUCUUCAAAAUAACAUUGUCACGGCACCACUUUUUCUUUGUACAAAGCAGAUCUGUUUGCAUUAUGAGUAAUGUUGGGUUUUUUUAUGUUUCCUGAUGUUAUGCAUGGAAGAGUUUUGAAAAAAAUCUACUGCACCUAAAACAGGGGACUGAUUGAUAUAAGCAACUUCAGUCUUCAUUUUGACAUUGAAAAUAUUACUUGUAAUGCAGUUUUCUUCCUAACAUCAAAGAAAGAGGAAUUGCUUUCAUGUGUAUAAAAUGUAUAUUUGACUUCCCAAAAUGUUAACCGGUAAUGGCGUUGAGCAUAUGACACUUUCAGCUGUAUUCAGGCUUCCUUGAUGUGUGUCACUUCAGGUGCACCUCUCUCCCCUGGAUAGAGCAUGGUAUGAGCUGUUUAAUAUUUCACUGGAAAUUCCCGUUGAAAUAUUCUGCACUUAAAUGAUGUUUUUAUCAAAUUUUAGUUUACAUUUCUUUGAGAUGGAUGCAAGCACAAAGCUUGAUUUUUUACUGCAAAAUAUCUUACUUUUUUGAAGGAAAAAAGUCAAAUUUCAAUUUGCCUUUUAUUCAUUUGGGUUCUUCUUGGCUUUGAAUUCCCUUGUGAUUUUCUGUAGAUGUGCUGAAAAACUGCAGACUGUGCAGAUGCAUUGAGAUGUUUUCCCUCCUUUCUGGGCCAUUCAAUUUUGUGAUCACACCAAUAGAGCAGCAUGACUUGGAACUCUUCAAAGCUGCAUGCACGUUUUGUAAAAAAAAAAAUUAAAAAAAAGAUUAUUUAAUUAUGUAUGUUAGUUCCACAUAGGCCAGCUUGUUCGUUGCAUGUAUUUGUACAGUUUGCUCGUAAUUAUGAUACCGAAAUAUCCAAGAAAUCUAAGCCAUCCAUUUUUCUUAUAGACAUUUGCAAGUUUUAACCAGACUCGGUCUGUCGGUCUGAUGCUGGAUGUCUAUAGAUGGACUUUAUUUUUUACCCUAUGGAAAACGUGAUGUAGUAUGGACCAAAUUCCUUCUAAUAAAUAUUUUGGUGUAGAUUCCUACUGUGGGGCCGUAACACAUGUAGAAACUGUGUACAUGCUAGGUUUUAAUUCAUAGACAUACUGCCUGCACCGAGUGAAUUAUUUAUUAUCAUUUAACAUGCCAGAGUUACGUGGCCAUCAUUCCAUAGGGCACAGAUUGACUACUGCUCGACCUGCUGAGCAGGAAGAACUGAAGUAUUGGGACACUACUACUAGAUCCUGUUCUGUCUUAGUGGCCAACAAUCAACUAAUUAUAAUUCGGUAGUAUCUUUCUAUUUGACCACUUGUCUUAACACACAAAUGCACAUACACACACACACGCACACGCGCACACACACAAACACACACACACACACACACACCCUUCCCCUGACACCCCUGUGCUUUUAAAUGAAAUCCCAACUCAUGUUAUGUAAACAUGUUUAAUAAAAUUUACUUUUCAUGUCAGUCCGUAGCCAUCUGUGUUGUAUGUUUUGUCAGAUUUGCCAAAACUGAAGCUGGACUAUGAGAGUGAGAGGAACUGGAUUUGUUUUCUGUUUGCUGGUAUCUUACUUGACUUGUCAGUACACUAAUUAUGUCUUCAAGAUUUGUCUCAAGGGUGCAUUGCAUUACUUAAAGGUUUCAUUGUCUCCAUUAUCUAAGUGAGCACAUCACUACCCUUCUGAAAACGUGGCAUUAUUAAAAACAAUAAAUCUUAGAAAGAAUCGAA